AUAAACUUGAAAUAGAUAUUGAGACACGCAAGCAUGGGAAAGUGAGCUGCCCUGCUGUUUGAGUGGUUGUCUUUCGGCUUCUAAGUUGGGCAUCAGGCAGAGAGAAGGAAAGGCAGGAAGUGUUUGUGUCAUGUGUUUGUGAAGUUAUUUUGAAGUGGAAGGAACUAAUGGGAGCCCGGAGCAACAGAUUUUGAGUGGAAAUUGAUGAAAAAAAAGGUAUCACAAUAACUAGAAAUCCAUUGUUUUUAUAGAUGCAAGAGUGAAAAUCGAAAUAUAUAUAAAAUAAAAGAGACAUUGAUAAAACUAGGAAUCACAAAUUGAAAGAGUGAGAAGUCUUGCAGUGUCACAAUGGCAAAGAAUCAGGUAAAUAAGAGUGCAAGUAAACAAUUGGGGAAUAAGAAAACAAAUAUGAAAAACAAGAAAAAGAAGAAGCGUGGGCAGAUUAAUAAGAACCAGAUCGUGAAGGUUCAAGGCAAAAAACAAGCAAUAGUUAAUGUCAAAAAGAAUGAUGAAAAAAAUGGUAUUACAAAGGUGAGCAGUUUAAAGAAGGCUGAGGAAAAGGAAACAAAGAAACAGUCAGACAUAGAGAGUAAAGAGAAUAUGGAUCAAAAUACUCAGAAGUCUAGAAAACCAAAGAAACGGAAACACAGAAACACCAUCAAGUACGACCCACAGAAGAUGGAACUCACCCCACUGCUGAACCAAAAGACUGAAGGCAGGACGAGCCACAGGGACGAACGAACUCUUUAUGUCCGCUUCCCUCCGUCAUUGGCUCUGCGGGACAAGUCUUUCCUGGAGCCCCUGGUGCCUAGUGCUGUGGACAUCCGCCUCCCUCGCCUCUCUGCCACCGGCACUGCCAAAUUUUGUUACAUGGAGUUUGAAACCGAAGAGGAAGCCACCAGGAUAAAGGAAAGUAUGUCAAAUAUCAAGGUUGAGGGUGAAGCUUUUUAUGCAGAUUAUGUUGGCAAAAAAUCCAAAACAUAUCCAGUGAAGGAGCCCAAAGUAGUGGACCCAUUGCGGUUGUAUGUUGGAGGGCUGCCGGUAGGGAUGCAUGUAAAACACCUCAGGGCCGCCUUCCCCACAGCAACUCAAGUAUUGUACAAGAAAGCCAGUCGCAAAGUUACUUCAAGCCAUGCGUAUCUCAUUUUUGCCUCACAUGAAGAUGCCCUAAGAGCAUUUGAGUCUUCCAGUGAUUUGAAGAUUCUUGCAAAGAAAGUUAUUGUCAUGUUUGCCACCUACAAGAACAUUACUGAGAAAAAUGAAGAGCAGUUCACCACUAGAGCCAAAAAACAAAAGACAGAUGUGGAAAUGGAAGAAGGAAGUGAGUGAAGUGAGUCAAAAGUGCCAGAUUGGAGAUGAGAAGCAUGGUGGCUGACAAAAUGAAAUGGAUGCAGAAUCUUGGAAAAAAGCAGUGGAAUGAGACAUCUACUGAUUAAGCAGGUAGUCAAGUGUUCCACUGACUAUUAUCAAAAUAUCUGACUGUGGUUAUCAUUCUCUUAUCACAACUUUGUAUAACGCCACACUAUUUUUUGAAAGAUGUAGAAACAGGCUACACCAUCUUAAUCAACUGAUAGCAGGACUGGUAAGAUUUUCAGACUGCUGCAAGGCUCAGGAAAAGGCUUCAGUACAGUUUUGCAGAAUGACUUACACUUGUGUGAAUAACCAGAACCACCACACUAUAUUUCAUUGAGAAUCUCACACUUAGAUGACCAUGAGUGCCUUCACCAUUUUUGGUGUCCAACACACCAGUAGAUUUUGCAGUAAAGAUUGUCAAUACUAAGUGCCAAAGUGCUUUUUUGGUGUCUUAAUUCAUCACAUUUCAGUCAUCCAUUGUAGCCUCAUGAUGCAUGCUCCAAAAUUAUGAUGUAAUAAAUUCUAUCAAUGUCAUAUUAAAUGCAUUUUAAAUAUCAUAUUAAAUGCAUUUUAAAUACUAUUUUUUUUACCAACCUCUUAAACUACCUUGUUCAUAAGCAUCACCCUUACCUAGUAAUAAGAGAAAAUCAAUAAGGCUUAUUAUGCCUCUAGCAAUAGUGAACAAGUUGUAGUGGUGGUUUUCAGCAGUCCUCCACCCACACUGGUACGAGGGCUUGUGAUGGUUCAUAAUAAGAGUGUUUGCUAGAAUGGUCUCUUCCACCUACCCCUUUGUGUGACACAUUUUCCAGUCUGACAUACAUCUACAUACUAUCAAGUCAUUAACAAAAGACUGUAUAAAGGAUAAGAGAAAAGGCAAUUUAGGGACUGGAUAAGUUUUAAAUGCUUAAUCCCAAACAUUCACAUCCAAGGUCAAUGGAAGAUAUGCAAGCAAUAAGACUCCAAGUAGUACAAAAAUGCAAUUCCAAAUACACAGCGAUUGGCAGACUUCUACUAUAUCCGAAGUAAAACAUCUCCCAUCACCUCAGUCGACAUGACAUCUUGACAGCAUCAUAUUGCACAUCCAAACCUUUGUUAAAAAUUAUUAGUAUUAACUGAAUACUAAAACUAAACUUGUUUGUAUCAGACAAAA
Messenger RNA from Portunus trituberculatus (swimming crab), 2503 nucleotides. RefSeq names its product nucleolin-like. NCBI's taxonomy places the organism in Eukaryota, Metazoa, Arthropoda, Malacostraca, Decapoda, Portunidae. The record is from RefSeq and is a predicted model, not a curated record. Gene Ontology annotation, molecular function: RNA binding. Bases 349 to 1329 code for a protein of 326 amino acids. The transcript has 7 exons.